This is a messenger RNA of Punctularia strigosozonata HHB-11173 SS5, 1002 nucleotides long. RefSeq names its product rab-type small GTP-binding protein. Gene Ontology annotation, cellular component: plasma membrane; endosome. Gene Ontology annotation, biological process: protein secretion; protein localization to plasma membrane; regulation of exocytosis. The record is from RefSeq and is a predicted model, not a curated record. NCBI's taxonomy places the organism in Eukaryota, Fungi, Basidiomycota, Agaricomycetes, Corticiales, Punctulariaceae. Gene Ontology annotation, molecular function: GTPase activity; GTP binding. The transcript is spliced from 6 exons. The coding region runs from base 135 to 767 and encodes 210 amino acids.
CGACGGUGACGCUCCAAUUACACCAACCCUCUAGCGCUCGUCGUAUCUCUCUCGUGCUACCCUCCUCCUGUCCUAAUCCUAUAGACACCUUCCCUCUUUGUUUCUUGUCUCUAGUGUAACGACAGUCAACCAAGAUGCCCCCGCCUCAUUACGACUUCCUCAUCAAGCUCCUGCUGAUCGGUGACUCCGGCGUUGGCAAGUCGUGCCUGCUGCUCCGGUUCUGCGACGACGCUUGGACGCCGUCCUUCAUCACGACCAUCGGCAUCGACUUCAAGAUUCGCACCAUUGAGCUCGACGGGAAGCGUAUCAAGCUCCAGAUAUGGGAUACCGCCGGACAAGAACGCUUCCGGACGAUCACGACCGCGUACUACCGCGGCGCCAUGGGCAUCCUGCUCGUGUAUGAUGUCACCGACGAGCGCUCCUUCAACAACAUCCGAACGUGGCACGCCAAUAUCGAGCAGCACGCUUCGGAAGGCGUCAACAAGAUCCUCAUCGGCAACAAGUGUGACUGGUCGGACAAGCGGGCCGUGACUGAGGAGCAGGGCAAGGCCCUCGCCGACGAGCUCGGCAUCAAGUUUAUGGAGACCUCCGCAAAGGUGAACGAGGGCGUCGAGGAGGCCUUCUUCUUGCUGGCAAGAGACAUCAAGACCCGCCUUAUCGAUUCGCAAGCCGACGCCGCCGGCGCGCAGGGCGGCGCGUCAGGUGCGGACGGCUCCGUGCGCGUCAACCAGCCCUCGCAGGCGACCACAGCAGGCGGUUGCUGCUAGACUCGUUUGCAGUCUUCCAUCCGGAAGCGAGGAGGAAGGAGGGCAUAUAGCAGACGGCAGUACGAAACCCCCUCGCAAUAUUUCUUGUAUGAGAGACAAAAGAGAAGCUCUUUUUCCUAGCCUGACUUUUGUUGUCUGUCCACACCCACUCCGACCUCUCCCCCAUACCUAGGAUAUCCACCCCCCUGUACUAUACCACGCAGACGCGGAAUCCGAUUCUUCUCUUCACCUUUUC